UUAAACCGUGGUGUAGCCGAAAGUGCCCAGAUGGAUGAUGUUCGUCACGUCAGCAGGAUCAUUACCAUCAGGCAGCAAAUCAGACGCUACAUCGAGCUGGAGUCUUCAAGAUCACACACAACUCCUUUUCCCAGCAAGACGCACAGAUGUUCUGUGCAUUGGGAGCGUUAACCUCGCCGGAGAGACGUUUCAAUCAGACCAUGAAGCGUUCAAGUGUGCAUUAGCGGACGUUUUGGCGAUGUUGGAGAUCGUGGUUCGUGCAGAGCGCGUUUGAGGAGCUGUCAACUAGUGGCAUGCGUUUCAGAGGACAAAUUCAAGGCAAAGAGAGACCUCAACAACUGCGGUGUUCUUCAAACCACUGGAGAUUAAGUUUGUGAUGGAUUUCAACGUGACCCCCACUGAGAAUUCAAGUGAUGAUUUUAAUUCAUCUCAACAUCUGAAAGCAGACACUGAUGAACAAUAUCACAAUGUUCUAAUGCCAAGCAUUUAUGGAGUCAUCUGCUUCGUCGGCAUAAUAGGCAACUGCAUCGUCAUCUACACCAUUGUCAAAAAAAAUAAAUUCAGGGCGCAACAGACGGUGCCUGACAUCUUUAUCUUCAGCCUAUCGAUUGCAGAUCUUCUGUUUCUCCUAGGCAUGCCAUUCCUCAUCCACCAGCUAGUGGGAAACGGCUCGUGGUGUUUCGGCGCCACCAUGUGCACCGUUAUCACAGCGCUGGACUCCAACAGCCAGAUCGUGAGCACCUACAUUUUAACAGUCAUGACUUUGGAUCGAUACUUGGCGACGGUUCACCCCAUCCGCUUCAACCACAUACGCACUCCAUGCGUGGCCGUGGCGGUCGUGGGCCUGGUGUGGAUUCUCUCACUCCUGUCCAUCACGCCGGUGUGGAUGUACGCCGGCCUCAUGCCCCUGCGGGAUGGAUCGGUGGGAUGCGCAUUGCUCCUUCCUAAUCCGGCGACAGACACGUACUGGUUUACUCUCUACCAGUUUGUGCUGGCGUUCGCUCUGCCGUUGGUGAUCAUUUGCGUGGUGUUUUUUAAGAUCCUCCAAAACAUGGCCGCCACGGUGGCCCCGCUUCCCCAGCACAGCCUUCGCGUGCGCACUAGAAAGGUCACUCGGAUGGCCGUCGCCAUAUGCCUGGCGUUCUUCAUUUGCUGGGCGCCUCAUUACAUCUUGCAGUUGGCACAUUUGAGCGUGCAGCGGCCCAGUUACGCUUUUCUGUACGCCUAUAAUGUCGCCAUUAGCAUGGGCUACGCCAACAGUUGCAUUAACCCCCUGCUCUACAUCAUGCUGAGCGAAACCUUCAAAAGACAGUUCAUUGUAGCUAUCCGUCCGGCACACAAAGACUUCAGGGUUGAUCCGGCUGACGGGAGUGUGAGUCUCCGUCUGGCCCCCGACGGAGGGCAGCAGUCUCAGUCCUCUCGAGAGCUGCUGCCAGUUACUGUUGCUGUGCAUUGAAACGGCACUGACUCAUGCUGAACUCAUUUUUUGUGUCUUUAAUGAGCGUGCAGCUGAAAAGACGUCUAUGAAGAGUCUUGCUAAAUUGCUCAUUAACAGUUCGUGUUUGGAAACGGAUCUGUGAUGAUGCACUUUGCUUGGCGUAUUUCUGUGUGGUGAAAGAGAUAUGAAGUAUACACAACCUAAUUAUAGCAACACUUUCACACUGCAGUGGUUCAAUACCUUGCGGUAGAAUUUACAGCUAUUUGUUUUCUGUAAAAUAGGGCUACUUUUAAGUCUCUUUGGAAUAUCAGUGAUGCAUUCAUUUGAUUUAUUUGGGCAAUUAAUAAUGAUUUUUUUAAAGAAGUCAUUUCUGCUCAUCAAGGCUGUGUUUAUUUGAUGAAAAAACAGGAAAAAACUGAAAUAUUGUGAAAUAUUUUUGAAAUAUAAAAUAGUGGUUUUCUACUUUGAUACACAUUAACAUAUAAUUUAUUCCUCUGAUGCAAAGCUGAAUUUUCAGCAUCAUUACUCCAGUCUUCAGUGUCACAUGAUCCUUCAGAAAUCAUUUUAAUAUGCUGAUUUAUUAUCAAUGCUGGAAACAGUUGUGCUGCUUAUUAUUUCUUUUGGAACCUGUGAUACUUUUUUCAGGAUUCAUUAAUGAAUAAAAUGUUAAAAAAGGACAGCGAUUAUUUAAAAUAGAAAUCUUUUGUAUACACUACCGUUCAAGGUUUGGGGUCAGCUAAUUUUUUCUUUCUUUGUUUGAAAGAAAUUAAUAUUUUUGUUCAGCAAGGAUGUGUUAAAUUGAUAAAGUGAUAGUAAAGACUGAAAUUGUUGGAAAAAAACACAUAAAUUAGCCUGAAAUUAGACUGAUUUAUGAAGGAUCAUGUAACACUGAAGACUGAUGAAUAUUUAGCUUUGGAUCACAGAAAUUAGUUAUAUUUAUAAGUAUAUUAAAAAAGAAAAUGGUUAUUUUACAUUGCAAUAAUAUUUCAUAAUAUUACUAUGUUUUUCUGUAUUUAUGAUCAAAUAAAUGGAAAUUUGAUAAGCAUAAGAGACUUACAAAUCAUUACAAAUCUUAUUGAUCCCAAACGUCUGAACAGCAAUGUGUGUGUGUGUGUUGAGGUCAAAAGUUUACAUACACCUUGCAGAAUCGGCAAAAUGUUAAUUAUUUUACCAAAACAAGAGGGAUCAUACAAAAUGCAUGCUGUUUCUUAUUUAGUACUAACCUGAAUUUCACAUAAAAGACGUUUACAUAUAGUCUACAACAGAAAAUAAUAGUUGUUUAUCAAAAAUGACCCUGUUCAAAAGUUUACAAAGUGUUUAGCUGAAUGAUCCUCAGCUGUGUUUUUUGUUUAGUGAUAGUUGUUCAUGAGUCCCUUGUUUGUUCUGAACAGUUAAACUGC
Labeo rohita (rohu) is the source of this 2838-nucleotide messenger RNA. It is a transcript of the gene mchr1b, whose product is annotated as melanin-concentrating hormone receptor 1b. Lineage: Eukaryota; Metazoa; Chordata; Actinopteri; Cypriniformes; Cyprinidae. The record is from RefSeq and is a predicted model, not a curated record. Gene Ontology annotation, molecular function: neuropeptide binding; melanin-concentrating hormone receptor activity. Gene Ontology annotation, biological process: neuropeptide signaling pathway. The transcript has 3 exons. Gene Ontology annotation, cellular component: neuron projection; membrane. Bases 377 to 1456 code for a protein of 359 amino acids.